AUGCAAGUUGGAAGCAGAAAGAAGCAAGAUUUCUAUUGCAUGGAACCUAGCUUCUUCAAGGAAGGUUGCAAGUUCGGGCUUCUGAGGAGGGAAGGUACUGAAGAUAUACGUUUUCAAUCUAGAGACGCUAUCUACCUCUACUAUAUAUCUAGGGUUCUAUCAGAAGUUCUUAAUCAUCUAAUAUCUCUAUGGACUCUAUCCAAAGCCAUCCGUGUCAAUGAUAUAUAUGGAACUUUAUUGUUUCUUCUUCCUCUUGUUUACAUUGCUUGA
Sphenostylis stenocarpa is the source of this 270-nucleotide messenger RNA. The record is from the annotation of a GenBank genome assembly. NCBI's taxonomy places the organism in Eukaryota, Viridiplantae, Streptophyta, Magnoliopsida, Fabales, Fabaceae.